Durotheca rogersii is the source of this 1734-nucleotide messenger RNA. RefSeq lists its product as uncharacterized. The transcript has 3 exons. The coding region runs from base 211 to 1299 and encodes 362 amino acids. Lineage: Eukaryota; Fungi; Ascomycota; Sordariomycetes; Xylariales; Xylariaceae. The record is from RefSeq and is a predicted model, not a curated record.
GCCCAGGUAGCUCCUCGGUCUAGGGAGGAGGGGGCAGAAGGCUGAAGGCAGGAUAUAUAUACCUACCUACCUCUAAGUACAUACCUGUGUAUAGAGGUAGUCGGAGUUCUCGCUACGACGUUUUGUACAGGGAGAAAGGUACUGGACAUCUCGGAGCCGUCCAUAAUCUAGUCCACAUCCCCUCUAUCUCUACGCCCCCCACGCGACACUAUGGCGGCGAAUUGCACCAUCGCGCCGGAGGCCGUCCCGAGCGAUGCUGGCGUCGCGGGCAUCGGUGUCCUCCUCUCCUUCAUAGUUACCGCCGCCAUAUCACUGCUCAUCAGCGCCUCGCUCGUGUUCCAGGAAGUGCGCUACACCCGUAACCGCGCCAGCGCCUCCCCGUCUUCCUCCUCUACCUUGAAGCCUUCGACCCUGCGGCGCAAGCUUCUCAACGCGUACUCCGACCAGCAGAUCCUGACCGGCAUCGGAAUCCAGAGCGUGGGCCUAGCCAAGACGUCGACCAUGUCGCAGUACCACUUCUUUCUCGUGUGGAUGCUCUCGCUACUCUCGAUGGCCGUCCACAACGCGACUCUGCUCGCGCUGGCCCGCGAUUUCCGCCGCGACUGGGUCCUGCGCUGGAUGCGCCAGGCCCUCAUGCUCGCCAACCUCGUCCUGUCGAGCGUCUAUGGAGCCUUCGUCCUGCAGGCUGUCCGCCGCGGGCUCAGCAACGCGACCCUGCCCGUCGCGUGCGCGUGGCGCGGCGACACCGUCGUCCCGCCCGGCGGCAACGGUGGCGACAAUGUCGGCUUGUCCUACUUCGGCACCAUCGCCGUCAUCACCGGCAACAUCGUCGUCUUCGCCCUCGCCACCUGGUACCUGCACAGUCGCGCGCGGCGUCUCUACGCUGUCUUCCGUGUCGUCGGCUUGCUGCUCAUGCUGGCCAGCGCCGUCGGCGCCACGGCGCGCGUCGUCCUCCUUGCUGAUGCCUUCUCGGACGCGACGCCCAUCCCGCUCGCCGACCCCGGGGAGCGCGACUGGAGCUUCGGCCAGCUAUUGUCCGUCGGCAUGCUGCUGCUCCCGCUCGUCUCGGCCGUCGAGAUCCUGCGUGGCGAGAUACGCUGCGCGCCGCCGGUCGCGGUCGAGGGUGCCGAAGGUGACGACAGAGCCUGGGACGGGAGGCUGCUGGGGGAGCGGCGUGAAGAAGAGGAGGAGGAGGAGCUGCGAUCUAACUCCAACAAGGGAAGGAUGGCGGCGGCGUCGACCGCCGAGUUCCAGCCGAAUCCGUUCUGGAGCUCGCAGAUGAGCUUGUCCCGCAAAUGAGUAGGUGGUGACAAGCCCGCAGAUGCCCGGUAGAAGAUGAAUAUGGAUUACGAUAUAGACAAGGUCGAGGCGAAUAGCGUUAGAUACCCCCCAUUUUGCGAAUGGAUACCUACUUAUGAGUGAUUUACCUAUCUACUUUCAGCCCCCGCGCGCGAUGGUUGAUGAUACAUAUAUCAUGACCAUCUGACUAUUAUAAGCGCGAGAAGUAAUAGCGAGUCCCAAACACGAUCUGCCUUAAGUCUAACGUUAGGUAUUCGAAAUAGGCGUGGACGACCCGCCAAGCAUCCUAGGACCCCCUACUCCAACCCCUACGUGGAGAACUCAGAGAGGGGUUACGUUCCGAGGUUCAGGUCGAAAUCGGUAGAUGCGCGUGAGGUGAAUACAACGUCGCCACCCCCUCUCCCUCCGCCUGGUUCAUCUAUAAUCGAGCUCGAC